Molecule: messenger RNA, 975 nt
Organism: Pseudogymnoascus verrucosus
Lineage: Eukaryota; Fungi; Ascomycota; Leotiomycetes; Thelebolales; Thelebolaceae
Exons: 3
Coding region: 523-975 (150 amino acids)
Biological process (GO): sucrose catabolic process
Molecular function (GO): sucrose alpha-glucosidase activity
Source: RefSeq, a predicted model, not a curated record
CUCAAAAUUCAUAUCUGACACCAGAUCUCCGUUACAAUAUUCCAGUGCCUGAUCAAAUGAACUUAUUAUGUGUGCAUCUUUUACUGGGCGAGUCAUAGGUGGCGACAUCACAUUAUCCACGGCACAGCAACUUAGUUGGGGACUUGGUAGUAAGGAGGUGACGAGGCUUGGCAGGAACGACUGGCUGACCAAUGAGGUCAUCGACUAGGGAAACAUGUAAGCGGACCAGAGAACUCGAGAAUUAUAACAUCACGAUUUCCACUAGAUCCUCGUGACAUAUGAUUAGUUUCUUAGAUUCUUCGUGAUAAGAGAACUCUUCAAACGAGUACAUAUUCUACUCCGAUACCCGUUUUCUUUCAUAUGUAUGCACUACAGUAGAGGCAUUUACAGGGCGAUAUUGCUGCUUGUGAGGCUUAUGAGUUUCCACAAAUACCUCGACUUUUUAGAAUCCAAAGCCGAGUUGAGUGCAUCGCCAGGAAAACACGCUUGAUCUCUGCUAAACAUCUUUGACUUUCCAUUAGCAUGACUGUUGAUACGUCUAAUCUCCACCAUGAUCUUCACUUUGUUUCUUCGAAGGGAGCUCGGCCUCCGAUUUCUGUCAACAGUAACCUUUACCUGUUUGCGAUAUCCUGCACCACUGCUACUGACGCCCGCCCUAGCUACCAUGUCACCCCCGAAUUGAACUGGAUGAAUGAUCCGCAGCGUCCAUUUUUCCUUGGGGAAGAAUGGCAUAUGUGUUAUCUCUUCAAUGCCGAUUUUAAUGAAGCCAACCCCAACGCAGGCGGUGGCACAGAGUGGUACCAUGUCACGAGCACUGACUUGAUCCACUGGACUCGACGCGGUGUUGCGAUCGAAAAAUAUAAGCCAAACCAAAACGGGAUCUAUCUCGGCGAUAUUGAGACUGGGAGUGCUGUCAUCGACACUUAUAAUACCGCAGGAUUCGGGCUAAAUGCUGUCAUUGCGCUUGUCACAUAA